GAUAGCAACAGAAACAAUUAACGAUUGAUGAACAGUAAUUGAUUAUCGGGAACGGAGUAGAUAUAUUGAUCCUGCAGGAACAAAAUAGCGCAUGUACAUAGAAAGGUUUCCAUCAGAAUGGCUGCCAUUUUGUUGCCUCUUCUAACCACAUGCUUGUGGGGCCUUGCUUUCUCCCAGGAUUUGGACCCAGUUCCAACCCCAACCAGCCCGACGUCAAAACAGACCAGCCACGGGGAUGUCCAGAUCCUUUAUACGGACGAGUUCAUGAAGGUCAUCGAGAAAUAUGGCAUCACUGAUGACGACAUCAUGUUCGUCACCAAUAAGUUCAAAGAGGGCAAACCUCCAACUCUGACCAAAACUAUCAAAAAUGUGGAAACGGGGGAUGAACAGACUAUUGAAGUCAAUCUCGAAAAUUUUAUCGCCGGUGGCCACGUUACAGACUUGUCGCCAAUCUUAGACUCGCCGGGAGAAUCCGAUGACAACAACACCGAAACUAAAAUCGUCAAAGACCCGCCCUCUCCGACAAGAGAAGAAAUUGUAGCGGCCCUCAAGGUCCGUGAAAGUGAACUUUUGAUUAAACUAGAAAAAAAUCGUCAGGAGUACGAACAGAUAGCGCAAGCUUUAAUGGAGGUCCGAAGGGACCUCGCACUUAAUACUCCGGAUGAGUACGAUAUUUUUUCAGAAGAACCAGCCGGCACUGAUACAGGUGACAGAGGUAGUACAUUUAUACAAUCUCCAAGAGAAGUGAUCUUGAAUGAAGACCAAAACCCGCCUGAGGUACCCCCACCCAGUCCAAUAGAGAUCCAACAAGCAAUGAGGCGGGCUCUGAUUCGUGACGCCGUCAGAAGAUAUUUCUUACGACGUCGUUCAGCAGCAUUGGCCAGGGAGUUCAUUAUCCAGCCCCCAAGGGUGACUCGAUUCAUACCCGUUCGCCGACUAACGCGGCCGUUCCGGGUUCGAAUCUACACGCGUCAAAUUAUGCCGACCACGCUACCUAUUGUUGUCGAUCGGCGUAACCCUGAAAUCGACACCAGACCUUUUGAGCCCAUCCCAAGAGUCACCAGCGUUGCAGUGGAAGAUCCAGAAGAUGACAUGAAUGAACCUAUUGAACCAACUCCAAUAGCGAUCGUAUGAUCUAAUGGUCGAUCAUACGUGUAUGCACUGAUUAUAAACGUGAAUUUCUGUAUGAUGUGUUCAAAUAUGUUCUUUUAAAAUAAUGCUUGAUGAUUAAGCGUAGCUGCGCUCAUAAGAUAUCAUAAACUUGAUGUAUGAAUAGAUUAUUACAUUGUU
Molecule: messenger RNA, 1290 nt
Organism: Magallana angulata
Lineage: Eukaryota; Metazoa; Mollusca; Bivalvia; Ostreida; Ostreidae
Exons: 3
Coding region: 118-1134 (338 amino acids)
Source: RefSeq, a predicted model, not a curated record